This is a messenger RNA of Oncorhynchus masou masou (cherry salmon), 2499 nucleotides long. RefSeq lists its product as uncharacterized. The coding region runs from base 86 to 1480 and encodes 464 amino acids. The transcript has 2 exons. Lineage: Eukaryota; Metazoa; Chordata; Actinopteri; Salmoniformes; Salmonidae. The record is from RefSeq and is a predicted model, not a curated record.
AUUUCCUCAUCAUGGCCAUUUGCAUCUCAGCUACAGCAAGCCUGUCAUGUCUUCUCUUGCCUGACGCUUCUUUCGCAGAUAGAAAAUGGUUCCAAUGGAGGUAUUGAAUGGGGUCCAAAAAGUUCCAGAACCCAGUCCAGAAAGUGUGAGCCUGAAGGUUCUAGAUCCCAGCCCAGACAAUGAAAGAACCAUUCACGGUUUCGCCCACACCAUGGCUGAAGACAUAAUAUACUCAGCUACAUAUGAGUCCUCAUCCGGGUGUCCUCCAAUCCAGGAGAGACUGGCUGAGAAGUUAGCCUCUCUGGCCAUCACAGCUGCCUUGAAGGAAGCAAUUAGAAGUGAGAUCUUUUGGUCUAAUACAAGAUCUUGGUCAUUUUCCAACCCCAGCCCAUCCUCAGAUAGAAGGGAGCAGGGACUACACAAUACAAGACAUGGGGAGGUUCAUAUGCACACAGAGAUGAGUGGCAAUGGUGAGAAACCUCAAUAUAAUCCCAAUGUGACCAUCAAGUCCCACAGCUCUGGAUCAUCCACCUCCACUUCACAACCCUCCAAACACACCCACUCCUACUGCUCCUUCUUACCCCAGUCGGGGCUUCCUACAGUGGGAUCACUGGACUACCCAGAUGCCCCCCCAACCACCCCUCUUUUUUCAGAGAUGGUCCAGAGCAGGGCUAGCUUUACCCAAAAACUAAAGGGGGGUUUGGCUAAAGAGUUCCUCCCCUCUCCCCCUCCCCCUACCCCUAAGGAAAAGCACAGAGAGGGGGGGCUCGCAUUGGAGACUGUGGGGGAGGUCGAGGACACCCGGGAGGGGGAGGAUUUCAUUGAGCGUCUGUUGAGCUCUCUUUCUCUGGAGUGUUCUGAGAGAGAGAAAGUUUUGAAAGAAGAGGAAGAGUUUGAUUUACCAACAGGUAUUUUGAUGGACAGUUAUGAAGAGCGAGGACCCCACGGAAGGAGAGCCAAGCUGAUGGCAUAUAUGGAUGCAUUAUAUGUGGAUGCACUCUCUGAUGAGAUCACCACCUGGAUGACAAAUAACAUGACAAAUAUUGACGGCCUCUCUCUGAUAUGUGAUCAAAUGGUUGAUCAAAUCAUCACAUCCUCCAUGAGUGAGGUGAGGCUGAGGAAGUACGUUGGAAGGCUGGUCUCAGAUGCACUCUCCAUGGGAUGGGAAGAGCAGAAGGCAGCCUCUCUCCAGGACUCCCUGGUUCUCCGGCAGGAGGAGAUAGGGAGAAGGGAACCAAACCCAAUGGACCAAGGGGCUCAUCUAAUUGUCUAUCCCUAUCCAACCAAUCCCAACCAGUCAUCCAGCAUCCAACUUUGCUCACCCAAAACGAAUGAGAUGGAUCUGGAUCUGACCACUAACACAGCCCACCCUCCAGCCCACUCGCCAACCUCUGUAAUCAGUCAAUCCUAUGCUGAAGACUUGGCCCGAGCUGUGGUGAGGUGUUGUGUAAUGGAAGCCUCCAGGAAGCAGUGUAUGUAGCUCUCCAGGGUUGCAUCCCAAAUUACACCCUAAAUCCCUGUAUGGUGGACUACUUUUGACCAGAUCUCUGGUCAAAAAAAAUGCACCAUAUAGGGAAUAUGUGUAGUUUUCCAGGCUGGUUGGACUGUGUUGGACAGCCUGGUGGUAAAAAAUAAACUAACUGACCCCAAGAGGGCGACAUUAGGGUAAUAUACAGCUCCUGAACAAAGUGUUGGAGAUGGAAAAGAGUUGGUAAUGUUACAUGAGCUAUAGACCUAAUUAAGAAUGGUCUUUAAAUUUGCGAACUUCUGAUGAUAUUGCCACAAGGUUGGAGUUAGUGGUCAAAAUGACAUGCUAGUAUUGUCAGAACCGAUGAGGUUGAUGUACAUGGGCUAUAAGCUAAAUCCAACAUGAAGAAUGCAUUGUUUAUGUAUAAUUGCUUACUGACAAUAUGCCACAAGGUUAGAGUUAGUGGUCAGACAAUGUUGUUGUGCACUUGAACCUGAACUGUAACUUUAACUGAAAGAGAAAAUUGACAAUAUUUGCCUCUUCAUUCAUUCACAUAGAAGUAGUCCAUUUCACCCCCUUCAACAUGCAUACUAUAAACAGACCAAUCUCAUCUUGUCUCCUCUUAUUAUCUUUGGUUGAUGAAAAAAAAACAAGCAUGGUGGAGCACACAAACUACCCAUCAUCGGGUUACUUUCGAUAUCUAGAAAGUGUUUUACUCAAUUAUUUCACUCACCCAUGAUGUGAUUAAUUAUAAAUAGUAAUUGCUAUUAGCUCAUUCAUAUUGUAGUUUCUGUAAGCCGAUAGUUAUAAAAAUAUGACCGCUUGUAUUAUAUCAAUCUUUCCUCAGAUAGCGCUAGGACAAAUGCAGUUUACAUUUUUCCAGUUUAGAUGAUUGUGUUAUGCUGUAGCUACUUCUGUGAAUGUCUGAAUAUUGCAUCCAAAAAUAAACUGUUCCCAUUCUGGACAUAACUUUGUAAGGACUCUGUUUGUGCAAAUUGUCUCUGAAAAAACUGUGGCCAGCUCAAAUUCUG